Trichechus manatus latirostris (Florida manatee) is the source of this 3035-nucleotide messenger RNA. It is a transcript of the gene RAB5B, whose product is annotated as RAB5B, member RAS oncogene family. The coding region runs from base 97 to 744 and encodes 215 amino acids. Gene Ontology annotation, cellular component: Golgi apparatus; endosome. The record is from RefSeq and is a predicted model, not a curated record. NCBI's taxonomy places the organism in Eukaryota, Metazoa, Chordata, Mammalia, Sirenia, Trichechidae. The transcript is spliced from 5 exons. Gene Ontology annotation, molecular function: GTPase activity; GTP binding.
UUGAAGCCUAGAAACCCCCUCCCCUUCCCCCCUCCCCCUUUUGCCGCUUUGUGGCACCCCCCUCCCUCUACCCUUUCCCACUCUGAUAAUCUGGCCAUGACUAGCAGAAGCACAGCCAGGCCCAAUGGGCAGCCCCAGGCCAGCAAAAUAUGCCAGUUCAAAUUGGUCCUGCUGGGGGAAUCUGCAGUGGGGAAGUCUAGCCUGGUAUUACGUUUUGUCAAAGGGCAGUUCCAUGAGUACCAGGAGAGUACCAUUGGAGCGGCCUUCCUCACCCAAUCCGUUUGUCUAGAUGACACAACCGUCAAGUUUGAAAUCUGGGACACAGCUGGGCAGGAGCGAUACCAUAGCUUGGCCCCCAUGUACUACAGGGGUGCCCAAGCUGCAAUUGUGGUUUAUGACAUUACUAAUCAGGAAACCUUUGCCCGAGCGAAGACAUGGGUGAAAGAACUCCAACGACAGGCCAGUCCUAGCAUUGUUAUUGCCCUGGCGGGAAACAAAGCUGACCUGGCCAACAAGCGCAUGGUGGAGUAUGAAGAGGCCCAGGCGUAUGCAGAUGACAACAGCUUAUUGUUUAUGGAGACUUCAGCCAAGACAGCUAUGAACGUGAACGAUCUCUUCCUGGCAAUAGCUAAGAAGUUGCCAAAGAGUGAACCCCAGAAUCUGGGGGGUGCAGCAGGCCGAAGCCGGGGUGUGGAUCUCCAUGAGCAGUCCCAGCAGAACAAGAGCCAGUGUUGUAGCAACUGAGGGGGUGGCUAGCAGCAAACAAGUAUGGAGCUAGCACGAGAGCUAAGAAAUAACCUCCAUCCCUACCCGUCAGCACACAGCCGCUGCGGUAACAGCACACUGAGCCCUGGAUCCCAAGGGCUGCCUCCUGACAGCUCCGUCAUGGCACUUUUUAACGCUUCAGCAACCAACACCAGGCAGCUGUUGCCACUGGCCUCUUACCCUCUACUCUGGGGCUUGGGGGUCAGAUCCCCCUGGGACUUACCUUCCAAAACAAACUUUCUUCACUUUGUAUUACAGGUGCAAGACAGUGACCUACUUAUCUUUCCUCCUCUUCCCCAGCGUUCCUCCCCAUUUUUUCAGAAAACACUUAUGUCUCUUGUGCUUUCUACCUGUCUGCUUUUGGUCAUUCCCUGUUCUUGAUCCCCUUUUUCUCCUCUCCCCAGGAUGGAGAAGGUGGUGAACCCAGGAAGUGAAGAAGGAGGUUUCCAGUUCAGUCACAUUAAGGGCCCUGGGGGAGAGUAAGGCUCACAGCAGGAGGUUGUAAGGAAACAUUUCCUUUUUGUUUGUAUUUGUUUGGAGUUUCUUAUAUUUGAAAACGCUGCAGUAUCCAUGAGUUGGCCUUGUGGAGGGUGUUCCUAGCAAGAUCUGAGAAUGGGAAGGCAAGCUGUCUGGCACCAGGUGGGAGUGGUGUUGAGUUAGCCAACUGGGUGGAGGCAGAGGAGGUGGAGGUGCAGUGUCUACAGUGGCUCUGCAUCGCCCCAAGGCCUGGUUUCCCUUCACCCAGGCUCUUAGGUAGCUUCUCCCCCAUGGUGGGGAUUGGAGCCCAGGGUCCUCCAAAGAAUCUUCACUGACUGCCUGCAUCUUUGGCUCUGCCGUGAUCUGAUUGGAGGAGGGACCAGUUUCUGAUACCUGUCCUCUGAUUUAUACAUAUGCAUUUUUUUCUCUGGCCUUUAAAUGGGCCCUAGUCACCAUAUCCCCCUGCAGUUUGCACUUUAAUUGAUGGUAUUUCAGUUGGGAUACUUGUUUUAUGGGGGUUUUGAUAUCCACCCUCCCACCUUCUUUUUAAUUAAAUGGAAUCCAAGUAUAUAUGAAGUUCUAGGAGGGCUGGAGAGAACAGUGCUCAAGCCCAGUCUUCACUGCUGGCUUCCUCCAACUCUGAUUCUUAACCUAUAUUCUAGCCAGCCUAGUUCUUAAGUGGAGGUUUGCCUUUCCUGGAGAAUUAACUGAGCAACUGAGGAGUAGACUCAGGAUAGCAUAGUCCAGGGUAGGAGAGUGAAGAGGGGCCGGGUAAGAGGGAGGAGUUUUCUCUCUUUUUCCAGGGUUCACCUUCAAUUUGAUAUGCAUUACCAUGUCUUUUCUACUUCCCUGUAAAUAGGUGUGAUCUUUAUUCCCACUGUACAGUCUGUUCUAUUCUCCGCUUCCCAUCAGGCCCUAGUUCUUCUCUCCUUUGUUAAUGUCUUCAGUUUCGUCCCUCCAUCCCUAUCCUGUCCCGACCCCCCAGGCAUCCUUGUCCCACUAGGGGCUCGUACCACAGAGGCCUGCUUGUGGCCUCCUUACGUCCUACCACCUGUUCCUGUGGACAGGGAAUAACUAGCACGGAAAGGUACCUCACAACUGUCUCACACCAUCAGAGGACUUUGGUCCUUUCUAGAUCCCUAGCCUCUCUUCAUAGCUCUCAUCAGGUGUUUCUAGGAUAUCUGUGGGAAGCCAUCAAGGCAAGAGAGAACUCUAGACUCCUUGUUUUUCCAGCCUGGAAUUUUGGGAAGAUUUGAGAAAGAAAGAUAGGAAUGCCAUAGUGACCGAGGAUUGGAUCAUCUGCCCAGACUGCCUUCUGUCCCAGAGAAGCUGAGAAAUCCAUGAAGCUGAGAUUUUGAAGAACCAGCUUAGGUUCUUCCACUUAGGCCUCAAUUCCCCUCCUUUUCCCGGGGCAGCCUUAGUUCCCAUGGCCCUGAAACAUGUAUUUUCCCAGCACCCACUAGCCCCCCAAAGCACCCAGUGCAUCGUUUUCACAAGUGGAGAAACUAGGAUGGCUUUCUAAGUUUCUUAGCAAUGAAGUUCGUUCUCUGUGCAGCUUUCCCUACGGAGCAGGAGAGAAGAUGUUUCAUGGCCUUGGGGCUGGGAAACCAUUUCCCCUGGCUUCUUAUCCCCUCCCUUCUGCCCUCCCCCACUUACCCUUAGGAACAGGAUUGGCCUUAGCUUCUGGGCCUGUCUGCUGCCUUCCCUCUACUUCCUACAAGUUCUACUUUCCUUUGAGCUCUCCUGGGGUUGGGGAUCUUAGGUUUUUAUUUCCCAGCUCUUCAUUUUUCCUU